Molecule: messenger RNA, 1663 nt
Organism: Cercospora beticola
Lineage: Eukaryota; Fungi; Ascomycota; Dothideomycetes; Mycosphaerellales; Mycosphaerellaceae
Product: oxidase ustYa family protein
Biological process (GO): mycotoxin biosynthetic process
Source: RefSeq, a predicted model, not a curated record
CGCGCGGAGACUGGAACGCUCCAGAUGGAGUUAGCCAGCGCCACGCACCACCCUUCUGGCAAUGUAAGCGACACUGGCGCCAUCAUGCGCCUCUGGGCUCCUGAGACAAAUGUUGCCCAUUCGACCUCUUCUUCGAGGCGUUGGGCACACCUCAUCUCGAUGAAGGUAGGUCACCACCGAUAUUACAACGCACGCCCGAGGCAUCAUUAAGAGACGGGAGAGGAUGGCGAUGAAGGAAGCGAGUCUGCAGAAGGCGCCGCUGCUGGUGGAAGAGGAGAGCGAAGGGGAGAAAGAGAAGUCAUGGCAGGUCUUACUGAGAAGUCCUAGGACAGACCGGCAGCGUGCUGUGCGACUGUACUGCCUGCUCGGUCUCAAUGUAAUCCUGUUCCUGUCCUCCCUGGCGCUCUACAUCAGAACGGUUUCGUUGCAGGGCAAGGAGACUGCCACUCUGCCACCAUGUGUCCACCGGACGGACAUGGAGGAUGCUCGCUCGGCGAUCGAAUACGAGGAACAGGAGUACACUGGGGCGCUGGUCUACGAUCCGGAAACGCAUACGGCUGGCCGCAGACACGAUGCUGAUGUAGAGUACUUUGGCCCGCCGACACCACUCCUCGACGAGAACUGGCACCAAUUGCUGCAUGGCGAGAUACCGACCAUGACAGAUGAGGAGGCUGAGCCCUACUUGCCUGAGCUGCUGCGCAUCCCAAAGACGAAGUCUUACCACUUUGAGCCCGAUAUGUUCCACACCCUGCACUGCCUGAACGCUGUACGCCUGGAAGUAUCGAAAUCGCUUUACAACACGACCUACGUCUCACAACAUCACUCCACUCACGGCAACUUCCCCGAAGGAUGGGAUGCAACGCAUCUCGAACACUGCCUCGAUCGACUGCGCCAGAGUGUUAUGUGCCAUGGAGACUUGACGCCCUCACCGCUUUAUUAUUGGAAAGGAUUCAAUCUUGCAUUGGGCAGAACUGGGAAGAGAACGUGCCGGAAGUGGGAGCCGAUCAGAAAAUGGAUGGAUGAACGUGGUAAGAGAGGGAAUGUAUUGGAGUCAUUCUAGAUGCUAGGUAUAACCACAAUGCAACAAUGUUUGCACCGGUGGCCGCUGCAAUGCGAGCAUAUCCCAGCAUAAGCUAUACGCGCCAAGCCAUUGACGCUGCUACCCAAGACGCAUCGAGACUGAUCGCUCUUGCACACCAGCGAUGAUGCCAGCCCAGGAUCAAACGCCACCACAGGACCAAGGAAUGGAUCGGAUACCACAAUACGAGUGACUGCCUUUGAUGAUGCAGCCGCGACCCGACAGCCUGCGCGCAUAGAGCAUUGUCAACCCCAGAGCUUCUCAGCUAUUAGCGCAGCCAGCUUCACCUUGGACUGCUCCAAUACGGACUGAUGUGUGGUCACGCUCAUCUUCAAUGUCGAAUACGAAUCUUGGCUACUUAGCUUUCAAAUGUACCUUGGCAUUGCAGCACGCCAUCUCCCGUCUGCAUAUGUAUAGCUGCCGUCAAGCUCAGCUUGCGGCUUCGCGGAUUGCAAGGAUCCCGUGCAAGCGACCACAUUAGAGGACAGCACAGCGCAGCGCAGCACAACACAACACCGCCCCAUUAGCAUGCGAGAAGUGCGCCGAAAACAGCAGCUCUACCAAACCGCGGGGCAAAACAAAGCG